Molecule: messenger RNA, 1416 nt
Organism: Sphenostylis stenocarpa
Lineage: Eukaryota; Viridiplantae; Streptophyta; Magnoliopsida; Fabales; Fabaceae
Source: the annotation of a GenBank genome assembly
AUGGAAGAGAGUGCAUUGAGGGCCAUGGACGCUGAGCAACUGAGAGAGCACGCUCAUAAGAUGGUCGACUUCAUUGCUGAUUAUUACAAAACCAUUCAAAACUUCCCCGUUCUCAGCCAAGUCCAGCCAGGUUAUCUGGGGAAGCUUUUACCAGAUUCUGCUCCCGAUUACCCUGAGUCGUUGCAAAAUGUUUUGGAUGGUGAAACUUCUUAUUUCGAUUCUUAUAGCAUUGCUGGAUUUCUAGGAGAGAUGCUCAGUGCCGGUCUUAACAUUGUGGGUUUCAGCUGGAUUACAUCUCCUGCUGCAACUGAACUUGAAACCAUUGUUCUGGACUGGCUUGCUAAGGCGUUCCAGCUGCCUGAUGAUUUCUAUUCUAGUGGCAAAGGUGGUGGAGUUAUUCAGGGAACAGCAAGUGAAGCUGUACUAGUUGUCCUAGUAGCUGCACGUGACAAGAUCUUAAGAAGGGCUGGAAGGGGUGCCCUUCCUAAGCUUGUGAUGUAUGCAUCUGAUCAAACACACUCUGCUUUAAAAAAAGCUUGCCAGAUAGCAGGACUUAAUCCAGAGCUUUGCAAGUUGCUUAAAACUGAUUCUUCCACAAAUUAUACACUUUCUCCUGAAGUACUUUCUGAAGCAAUUUCGAAUGAUAUUGCAGGGGGUCUUGUACCCUUUUUCUUAUGUGCUACUGUUGGUACCACUUCAUCAACAGCUAUUGAUCCUCUGCCUGCAUUGGGAAAAAUUGCCAAGACCAACAACCUUUGGUUUCACGUGGAUGCUGCUUAUGCUGGAAGUGCUUGUAUAUGUCCAGAGUACCGCCACUGCUUUGAUGGUAUUGAAGAAGCGGACUCAUUCAACAUGAAUGCACAUAAAUGGUUCCUGACUAACUUUGACUGUUCAGUACUUUGGGUUAAGGACAGAAGUUCUCUGAUUCAAUCACUGUCUACAAAUCCUGAAUUUCUGAAAAACAAGGCCUCUGAAGGAAACAUGGUCAUAGAUUACAAAGAUUGGCAAAUUCCUCUUGGACGUCGCUUUAGAUCAUUAAAAUUGUGGAUGGUGUUGCGACUUUAUGGAUUGGAAGGUCUGCGAAGUCACGUUAGAAACCAUAUUGAGUUAGCUGCUUAUUUUGAGGGGCUUGUUAGUCAGGACACAAGAUUCAAGGUCGUUGCACCACGCACAUUCUCCUUAGUUUGCUUUCGGCUGUUGCCCCCUCCCAACUCUGAAGAUCAUGGUAAUAAGCUAAAUUGUGAUCUACUCGACUCCGUAAAUUCAACAGGAAAGGUUUUCAUAACACACACGGUUUUAUCAGGUGAGUUCAUUCUACGUUUUGCAGUAGGAGCACCAUUGACAGAAAGGAAGCAUGUCACUCAGGCGUGGCAGAUUUUGCAAGAUAAAGCCACUGCUCUACUUGAGAGUUUAUAG